Hydra vulgaris (swiftwater hydra) is the source of this 1143-nucleotide messenger RNA. RefSeq lists its product as uncharacterized. The record is from RefSeq and is a predicted model, not a curated record. Lineage: Eukaryota; Metazoa; Cnidaria; Hydrozoa; Anthoathecata; Hydridae.
AAUAAGCAAUAAAUUUAAAAACUAAUUUACGAACAAGUUUUCGAACAAUGAUGAUUAAACUGUGUUGUUUUAUUUGCUUGUGGCUGAAAAUUUUUUGUGAAGAGCUCACUUUGAAAGCAGUUUUUUCCGAAUCUGAAGAUGCUAUUUUAAGUAGAAACAUAACUAAAAAUGACGAUAUUCUUAGAAAAUAUUUUCUUACAGACAAUAGAACAAAAUCUGUUUGGGCAAUUGCACAAGUAACAGCAAAACAGGUGUUCAAAGUUGAUUACUUAAUUGACGAUUUGGCUGUAAUGGAACAAGAUAUCCGUAAAAUUGGUAGAUUGUAUUUAAAAUGUAAAGAAUACAAAAACGAGAAGGCUCUAUCUGAUUGUUUUUCUACAGUUGCAGAUGCAAUGAAUGAUGCAACACGUGAUUUUAGGUGGAGCAUUGAUCCUACAAUAUCUAAAAUAAGUCGCAUAAAAUAUGGAACCAUGUUUCUUACGUUAGCAGUAUUUGAUGCACACAUUUCACUUGUUGCAAUUAAAUCUCCGUUUGAGAAAAAAUAUGAAUUAAAAAAACAAUUAAGUUUUCUUUUUGAAAGAUUUUAUUCAAUAAUGUAUGAUUUUGAAAAAGCCUUAAACGUAUGGAGAUUGAACCAAAUUAGUCCCGUUAAGAUUUGCGAAGUUCAUAUAAUUAUGUGGAAAGAAUUUGAAGGUACGUGUGAAACAAGAUGGCGUAGAGCUAUUGAUGAAAUAGGAAACGAAACUGUGGAUGGAAUAAAUUCAGCUUAUGACGUUGAAAGUUUGAUAGAUGAAAAAGUUGAGAAAAUUGGGAGCAACCUCUUACAAAAGAAAAAAUACCAAGCGUCUGUUUAUGACUUUGUUAACGACCAUCAAGUGUUUCUAGAAGAUAUUAUACUUGAUCCAGGAAGUAGAGGUAUUGGAAUUCACAACCUUUUUCAAAAAGCAAAAGAUAUCCGAUGGAAGUACAUUGAUAGCAUUAAAAACAACAUAUCAAGGUUCAAUGAAGGCAUUGUUCGCGCAGUUCGGAGUAUGCUCAAUUCAAUCAUUUUUACCUUAAAAGAAAAAACAUAAAAAAAAAUUACUUUAAUAAUUGUUGAAGUGUGUAAAUUAUAUGAGAAUAUAUAAGAUAAAUACAUCUGCA